AUGGUCAGCUUCCGUGGAUCACUCGCACCCUCGCCAACCGUGCGCCGCAUCCGCGCCAUCUGCACCAACGCCUCUCUCUACAUCGAGGCAUUCCUGUGCAGCCUGCACACGGUCCUUUACUUUCUCUUCUUUCACACAUACCAGCCAGCAUCACGUGCAUGGUGGGAUUCGUCCAAGGGAUCUGCCGUCGUCGUCUACGCUCCGCACAACGACGCCAUCGCUCGAUAUGUCGCCCUUCGCCUAUCUUCCGGCUCGCCCUCCAGUUUCGCCCUCAAGGAUGUCGGUCCCACCAAGCGCAAUCCUCGCGCACCAUAUACCUGCUUCGUCCUGCACGCUGACCCGGAUCAGUUUUCCAUCACAGUAGCCCAGUGGGCGGCCAAGAAGGCACGCAUGGAAAAGGCACUCCUCAAACAGCGCAACGGUGGACGCUCGUCGGCCUCGUCGAACUCCAGCUCGCCCUCCUCUCCGACCUCUUCUACUCCCAUGCACGACGGUGAAUCAACACGAGAUGGCGCGAACAGCGAGCACGGCUCUUCCGAUCCCUCUUCGCCCUCCGCAGCCGCUUCCACCCUACACGCCAGACGCAGCGACGCCGGCGACGAAACCCCGCGUCCGAAUCGGCAACGAUCCAGACCACCACCCAUCCACAUUGGCAGGAACCUCCGCCGUCGCUCGCGCAGCUGGUCCAGCUGGGCCACCCCGGACCUGUUCGGAUACGGCGUCGACAUGCUCAAAGGCUGGAUGCCCGGUCGCACCUCGCCGAAAACCCCACCUUCUGGGACCAUCAUCCCCAUCAUGGCGGACGUGCAAACCGCCGACGGACUGGCCAUGGUCAACUCGACCAUCUCGGCCUACUGCAGUUCGCACGACCUCCUGCUCAGUGGCAUCAUCCUCAUCCCCUCGGUGCUGGCUCCACGGAAUGUGCCGCUCACCCGGGCGGCUGCGGCGCUCACCACGCGCGUCGAGAUUCCCAAGACCCCUGGCAGCGCCUAUAGCGACGUCGACCCGUUCACGCUGUGCAACCGGGAUGUGUGGGGCGAGAUGCGCAUGUCUUCUUCCUCCUCCCGACCUAACGGUGGGGCCAAAGAUCCAUUCGGGUUGGCACCCGCUUUCCGAGAGGAACUGGGUGCAUCGAUGGAAUCCUCCUCGUCAUCCAUGUUCAACUCGCACGCUUCGCCCCCGCUGUCGCCGUCGAGCAUCCGCAUCGUGCGCAUGCAGGAUGACGAGCAAGCGGCGCUCCACAGUGCGCUCGCCACCGACGUGGUGCAGUCCAAAGCGUUGAUCAACGUCCUCUUCCCGGCGCUGAAGCGGGAUAAGGGCCGAAUUGUGGGUUUCGUACCGUGUGGGUAUGGACCGGAUCUACCGCAGGAUCCGGAUACGCUUUCGCUCCAAUCGUUGCCGUCACGUGGCAGUGGCAAGUCGAGGGAUCGAUCGUCUUCUUCUGCCUCUUCCUCGUCGACCUCGGACGCUCCGAUUCUGCGAACGUGGCCCAGUCCAGUGGUCAAUACGGUCCGUUCGGCGCUUCGCACGUCCUACCGGGAACUCGAGUUGGAGUAUCGACGACGGGGUGGUGGAGCGUCCCAAGUCAGCGUUUCCAUGAUCGAAACCAACGCCCUGAUCCGUUUGCCUCAAACACGACUGAAAAAGGUGGUCAAGUGGAACGAGUCGGUGCGGUACUUUGCUCCCGGCAGUCGGGUCCGCUGGUGGCGACUAUCUGAUCUGCGUUUGGACCGGUUACCUUUCAUCGGUCGUUUCGGACGGUUGAGCGAUGAGGCGAGGGUCACACCUCCCAGGCCGAGUGGGAGACGCGAUGAGGGACGGUAUGAGAUUCGCAUUCCGACGGAGUUGCGACCCUUCCUGCGGGGGUGGACGCGACCGUUUGCGGAAAGUACGCCGGAUGGUGGGAAUGGGGAGAGUUCGGAUGGAGGAGCUCCAUUGAGCGUCCGCGCGCUGAGGAGGGUGGUGAGGGUGUUUGGUUGGUUGGAACUGUGUAGUGUACCAUGGGAUGAUUUGGCCGAGCAUGUGGCGGCAGUGAGCUGUCCCGUGGCACUCAAUUCGUCCUGCCCUCCGACACCUGGGCCGAGCCAAUCGCUGCUACAUCCGUAUACGGUCAGCUCAAACCACGCGCCGGCGAGCGUGCAUCAGAUGAGUCGAACGACUUCCCAACGCGGCUAUACUAAGGCGUUCACGAACGACGACGAGGAGGAAACCCCCGACUUCCCUUUCUCCACCGCAUCAUCAGGACCAGCGUACAACGUCAUCCCGCACCACGCCGAGGCACUGCGAAUCGCAAGGACCUACCCGCGCGAGCUGAGCCAUCAGGAUCCUACCCCGCUCUUCGAGGCCAUCCGAUGCGCCCUCACCAGCUACCACCCCCGAAGGACCUACUAUCCAGGACUCAGCGCGUGGCUCAGCAGCUGCGUCGAAAGCGUCGCACCCUGGGUGCAGGGAGAGAUCAAAAGCACCCUCGCUGGAUGGCUGCUCAUGUAUGCCACCGAGGAGAGCUGUUAG
Messenger RNA from Kalmanozyma brasiliensis GHG001, 2511 nucleotides. RefSeq lists its product as uncharacterized. The coding region runs from base 1 to 2511 and encodes 836 amino acids. Lineage: Eukaryota; Fungi; Basidiomycota; Ustilaginomycetes; Ustilaginales. The transcript has a single exon. The record is from RefSeq and is a predicted model, not a curated record.